AUGAUAAACGCUUGGAAGCUCAAGAACCCGGUGGAGACAAAUGAACUGAGCAAAAACCUGUUCUUGUUCAGGUUCGCUAUGAAGAGGGAUUUGGAGAAUGUGAUUAAUAAUAGGUUAUGGAGCUUUGAUAGAAAUCUCCUUGUUUUGGAUAGGGUCUCAGGAGAGGAACAACCCUUAAAUUUGAAUAUGCACUUUGGAGUUUUUUGGGUCAUGGUUUAUGAGCUGCCUCUUAUGCUUAGGUCUGAAGCAAUGGCGAAGAAGAUAGGAGGGAUCCUGGGCAAUUUUGAAGAGAUGGACCAGAAGGAAGCUCACUGCAACGGACAAUUUCUUCGUAUUAAGGUUAAAAGGGAUCUUAAACAACCUUUAAAAUGGGGGACGAUAGUUCGAUUAAAAGAUAAGAAUCUUCGAGUCUUCUUAAAAUAUGAAAGGCUGACAAAUUUUUGCUUUGCUUACAGGAGAAUAGGGCAUCAGUUAAAGGAUUGCAAAGCGCUUAGGGAAUUGGAUGAAGAAAGCUAUGAAGAGUUGGACGAACAAGAAAUAUCCUUUGGUCUUUGGCUUAGGGCAUCUCCCUUGCCUCGUGUUACAGAGGAACCGAAGAAAAAAGAUUCAAGUUCUGGAACAUGUAGUAAGAACUUGUUCAAUAUCUCCUCUAGUCACAGUAGAUGUGAGACAAAGAGCAAAGGUAAAGAAGGAGAUGAAGUGGAGGUUGAACAACCAUCGACUACAGGAAACACAAACCAGAUUAAAACGAUGCCGAAGCCUGUGGAAGAAAAUAAUUUGGGGAAUCUGUUAGCCAUUGAAUUCGUGGCAGAGUCUCUGGGAGCGGUUGAUAUCUCCAACAAAGGAAAGGAAGGAGAAGGUAAUUCCAAGGGGACAGUGUCGAAGAGAAGGAAGGGGUCGAGGAAGAAGGCGGAGAAAAAAGAGGUUCCCAACAAGAAUGCCUUGAUGAAUAUAGAGAGGGGAAGAGACAACUUAUAG
Vicia faba (fava bean) is the source of this 978-nucleotide messenger RNA. NCBI's taxonomy places the organism in Eukaryota, Viridiplantae, Streptophyta, Magnoliopsida, Fabales, Fabaceae. The record is from the annotation of a GenBank genome assembly.